Messenger RNA from Saccoglossus kowalevskii, 1200 nucleotides. RefSeq names its product alpha-N-acetylneuraminide alpha-2,8-sialyltransferase-like. Gene Ontology annotation, molecular function: alpha-N-acetylneuraminate alpha-2,8-sialyltransferase activity. Gene Ontology annotation, biological process: N-glycan processing; oligosaccharide metabolic process. The record is from RefSeq and is a predicted model, not a curated record. Lineage: Eukaryota; Metazoa; Hemichordata; Enteropneusta; Harrimaniidae.
AUGGCGAAGGGAAUAUGCCAGGCGUCGAUGUUUUCGUGGUUCGUAGCUAUCUGUGUGUUCAGUUCUGUCGUGAUAAUGUAUACUCAGUUUUCCGUUAUUGCAACCAAAUUUAAAAUGUUGGAUAAUAAGAGUUGGACCAUUACUUCUGUCUCAUCUGAAAAACGCUCAAGUUUCAGUAAGGCGAGUUUCAAGGUGGUGAGUAUUCGGAACACAUCGAAUAAAACAAACGCAGUUGGUCGAGGUAAAUUAGGAGCGGGAAAACCAGUAGAAAAGAAAAAUAUUCCAAACAUGUCAAUGUAUAAAAUACGGCAGGACAAUCUACACAGAUCGCUAAAGGCGAAAGCAAGUAAGCUGUUGUCAUGGCAACCUAAUAUAACAAGGACUCGAGAGGUGAGGAAUAAUCUGAACCAAAUAAAUGGAUCAUUUGUUUUCACACAAAUAAAUACACCUGUUGGAGGAAAAUAUUACAACUCGUUUCAUCAAGACCCAGUGACGAUUGACGAUGACAAGCACCGUUUACUACUAGAGGCGUCUCCCUUUGCACACACUAGUAUACCAUUGUUCAACACUUGUGCUGUCGUUGGUAAUGGUGGGAUAUUACGGCGUAGUAACUGUGGAAAAGAAAUCGAUGCUUCUGACUUCGUAUUCAGGGCGAAUUUACAACCAAUUAAACACUUUACACGCGACGCGGGAAGAAAAACUAAUUUAACAAGUUUGAACCCAAGUAAAGUUAAAAACAGAUAUGAUCUGCUGAGUUCUAAAGCCAAUAUCACAAAGAUUGUAAGCGCUUUUAAGGAAUAUACAGGAUAUAUUUUAUGGAUUCCUAACAGUCAGGCGAUCGCCACUGAAUUAGGAUUUAUUGUUGCCAGAGUCUUAAAAGAAAAUACCACACUCCAGCUGUUAUUGGCAGACGAUGAUUAUUUUAGUCGAGUUGGAGAUUAUUGGAAAUCAAGCAAGAUGCUAUCGACAGGAAUGAUCCUUACCAGUAUAGCUCUGUCGCUAUGUGACGAAGUUCGACUAUAUGGAUUCUGGCCGUUCAGUGUCGAUCUCACGGGGAAACUCUCUCCUAUGCACUACACCAACGAUAUCACGUGGUCUUCCUAUACAAACGCUCAUGAUUUCCCUCACGAAUUCCAACAGCUGACGGAGCUUCAUUCUGAAGGUGUCCUUAGACUACAGGUGUCCGCAUGUGUUGUGUAG